Suillus bovinus is the source of this 601-nucleotide messenger RNA. Its product is annotated as YjgF-like protein. The transcript is spliced from 3 exons. Lineage: Eukaryota; Fungi; Basidiomycota; Agaricomycetes; Boletales; Suillaceae. The coding region runs from base 98 to 496 and encodes 132 amino acids. The record is from RefSeq and is a predicted model, not a curated record. Gene Ontology annotation, cellular component: mitochondrion; cytosol. Gene Ontology annotation, molecular function: deaminase activity.
ACUCGUCAAGGUCCUUUGUUAUCCGUGCUAGGCCUACAACCGCUCUUCGUCUCCCACAAUACCCCGUUUUUGCACUCGCUUCAGAACACAACAAUAAAUGUCUACUAUCAUCACACCUGUUUCGACGCCUAACGCAUCCUUGGCCAUUGGGCCAUAUUCCCAAGCCAUCAAAGUUGGCGAAUUCGUGUUCGUUUCGGGUUGCAUGCCUAUCGUACCUUCCACGAUGCAGAUAGUCGAAGGUGGUAUCGAGGAGCAAGCCAAACAGGCCCUCGCAAACCUCAAGGCUGUCCUCGAAGCUAGUUCUAGCUCAGUCGGUAAAGUCGUCAAGACUACGGUGUUCCUGAAAAACAUGGACCACUUUGCUACCAUCAACAAGAUUUACGAAGAGUUCUUUAGCGUUUCGGAACACAAGCCUGCACGGUCGACCGUUGAAGUUGCUCGGCUUCCGAGAGAUGUUUUGUUUGAGAUCGAGUGCAUAGGAGUUGCAACCAAGUGAUUCGUAGCUCUUUAUGACGAGAAUUGAUAUGUAAAUCAUUGGAUAUACGCUCGAAAGAGCAUCAGAAUGUACAAAUAGGAAUGGCACUUGUUUUUUUAAGACGCA